AGCCUGACAUCCCCUGGACCUCGCUGACGGGGAAGGGGAUCGUGCGCGUGGUCUUCUUCCCGCUCUUCAGCCGCUGGUGGGUGCAGGUCACGUCCCCGCGCAUCUUCACCUGGCUGCUGGGCCUGCACCUCCUGCAAGGUGAGCAGCGCGCCGCCCGAGCAGGAGGGCCCGUGUGCGGGGCUGUCUGCCGGCGCCGCGCGCGGGUCUCCACGGAUCACGCCGCCGGGCACCGCCUUUGCGUCCGCUGUGAAGGGUUUUAAACGGCUGGCCGUGCUGCAUUCGCUCCGCCCAGCUCGUGAUGAAGACGCUGGGUCACGGCCCAGGAGAUCUGCCUGAUUCUGUCGGUGGGGAGGUCGCGCGAGCAGCCCCUGCUUCAGGUCCCCGUGGGUGAGAUGAGAGGAGGACGCUCGUGCCUCGGUGCAUGUCAGGGGCUCUGGCAGCGGUAGCGGCCGCGCAAGCGCCUAGAGAAGGAAGGGCUCGCACCUUCUUUACGUGGCACUGAACCUGCCACGGGUACCGCGGCUUCGGUUGUUUAUGCUGUACACGAGCGUUUUAGCUUUGCUUGCACUAUCAUGCCGCGGCUCCGUGGCCGGCUAUGGCUUUGAUACAGAAAUUGCAGGGACGGUCUCUGGCUUGUGCUCUGCAUGAGGGCAGCCUGGGCGGUUUUCAUCGUCCCCUCCGGUCUUAACAUCUGCGAUGCUAAUCAGCCGCGCGCUGUCCGCCCGGUCACUGCGGACUCUUGCAUGCGGUCGACCCCUUUGCAGUCCAACCGCUGCUGUCCUUUGAGGGAAUCCUCCAGUAGGGGAAGCAGUUUAGUGACGACACUUGUGCUGGGAAACGUGGGGCCGCUCAUCUCACGCUGCAAAGAGUUAUCUUUCAGCAGCCCUCUUUGUCUGCCGAGCUUUGUAAUAGCGAUUCCUGGAACUGAAGCUGCCUCUGCUGAAGUGGUUGCAGUUGUGUUGUAUUUCCUGGUACCUGUUGUGAGUGCAAGUGAAAUCAUUGGACCAAUGUGCCUUAUGCUACUGAUGGGAACUGUUCACUGUCAGAUAGUGUCCACCCAGGUGAACAAGCCCUCGGGGAGCAGCAGCAGCAGCAGCAGGAGGAGGAGAAAAUUACGGAAAUCUGCCGGUGGGGAUGGGUGCAGAGACACUGGCAGUUUGUCUUCUUCUGAUAAAGCUAGUAAAGGAGAAGAGCAAUCAGAAUUUCUGUCCCUCGUCAGCAGUUUGCUUGGCCUGGUCUUCCGAAGGAGAUUCAGGAGAGUGAAACUGGUAGCUGAAAAAGGGACUGAAACAGAAAACAGCGUGAGUUCUGUCAACAGUGGCGUUAAACACAGACAGUCCAGAUCCGAAUAUCGACUACUACACUUGAAAGAGAGAGAGAAACUUGCAGAUGGGGGAAAGAAUCAUCAGGAGGGCUCCAUGCACACAGGUGGCAUUUCUGAUGAGCUGUCAAGUGACGAGGAUGCUGAAGCUGUGGCACAGAGGAUUUUGUUACGCAGAAGCGUAGAAGGGGCCUCCAGUGACAAUAGCUAUGAGGACAAGAACAGGAAUCCUCUCAUUUCCCCAAACCAACCUGUGUCCCAGGUUAAGCAAGCUGGUAAAGGUACCAGAGAUUCUGACAGCCUGGUAGAAUCCGAACUCGAAUCGACAGCCUUUAGUCAGGAAUCCAGGUCUUGUUUUAGUGCUGGGUCCCGGAGCUGCAGCAUCUCCCGGAGGGACUCGGAGAGCACCCGCCACGAUUCAGAGACGGAGGACAUGCUUUGGGAUGACCUGCUCCAUGGGCCAGAGUGCCGCUCCUCCUAUACCAGUGACAGCGAAGAAGCUAACAUGAGAGGAAGUAAACGGGAUCUGAAAGAGGAUGUUUUCCAGCAGAACCAUUUGUUCUGGCUACAGAAUACCAGCCCUGCAUCUGCAAGAGUGAGUGCCCUCAUCUGGGAAGGGAACGAGUGCAAGAAGCUGGACAUGUCUGUACUGGAGAUCAGUGGCGUUAUCAUGAGCAGGGUCAAAGCCUAUCAGCAGGGAGUGGGCUACCAGAUGCUGGGCAACACCAUUACCAUCGGGCUGGCGUUUCUUCCCUUCCUCUACCGGCUCUUCCAUACCAAGAACCUGGAGCAGCUGUGCUCCAUUUCUGUGAAGGACCUGCUGCAUGUCUUCUGUGGGGCGCCUACCAUUACCCCUGUCAUCAUCCUGGCUGUGAUUAACUUCCUCGAGCGGCUGUGCUUAACCUGGAUGUUCUUCUUCAUGAUGUGCGUUGCUGAGAGAACCUACAAACAGCGCCUUUUGUUUGCCAAGCUUUUUAGCCACAUCACAUCUGCUCGGAAAGCCAGGAAGUAUGAAAUCCCUCACUUCAGACUCAAGAAAGUGGAAAAUAUUAAAAUAUGGUUAUCCCUUCGCUCCUAUCUGAAGAGGCGAGGGCCCCAGCGAUCUGUGGACGUAGUUGUAUCUUCCAUCUUUUUACUGGCUCUGUCAAUUGCUUUUAUAUGCUGUGCACAGGUGCUAAAAGGUCACAAAACAUUCCUGAACGCUGCUUACAAUUGGGAGUUUCUGAUCUGGGAAGCAGCCCUCCUCCUCUUUUUACUGCGCCUGGCAUCCCUGGGCUCUGAGACCAACAAGAAGUACAGCAAUAUCUCAAUCCUGCUCACUGAGCAGAUAAACCUGUAUUUGAAGAUGGAGAAGAAGCCAAACAAGAAGGAGCAGCUCUCACUGGUGAACAAUGUGCUAAAACUGUCUACAAAACUCCUGAAGGAGCUAGACACGCCCUUUAGACUCUACGGUCUGACCAUGAACCCUUUAAUCUACAACAUUACGCGUGUUGUGAUCCUGUCGGCUGUUUCAGGUGUUAUAAGUGAUCUUCUGGGAUUCAACAUCAGAUUAUGGAAGAUUAAACCGUGAACUGACCACACGCUGCAACUCAGCACUCCCCUUCCAGGCAGAGGGGCAGAGCAGAGAGAAGAGGGACGGUGGCUGGCUGCAGAGUGCUCGCAACCUCCGGCAGAUCUUUCACCAGUAUUUCUUACCUGGAGGUUUGGUUUGUGUCAAAGGGUCACCCACAGCUUAUUUCAUCACCUGCAGAAUAAACGGGUGAAGCCAACCCACAACCCACUGCUGAGUGAUGCAGUGAAAUUCAGGGCUGCAAGAUGAACACACUUGAGCCAUCAGUUGCCUAGCAGAGUCAUGCUGCUUACACGAGGAGGGCUGUUUCCCACCAGGAGAGAGGAUAGUUUCGAGGACACUAAUGCACGACACCAACCCACAGGCCUUAGCAGAACGAGCGAACAGGACUGCAUCCGUGUGUGAGACGCCUUAAAGCACUCCGGGGGCAGUUCAGCAGCUACCUACUGUCAGUGGGGUACACGUAUCCACCUUCAUGGCAGUAGGUUGGAGGAGGUGGGUCAAGGCCAUCUGGUAAGUCUUAAAGCUUUCCACUUCGCCGUGCCUUAACUCUAUAGACACACCUGCCUCAGAAGGGUAAGGCCCAAAUCCUCAGUGACAAAACCGAAGAGCAGGCUGAUGGGCACCGCGGUUGCUCAUUUGUUUCUCUUCACGUGUUACUUGUGAAGAAGCUUCCCCCAGAGGCACAGCUCCACUGCGAGGUGCAGCUCACAGUCUCCCUUCCUUGUGGUACGCUGGCUAGUUUCUAACAUAUUACGGUUGAAGUCGGUCACGGAGCUCAUGUUCUGCCAGAACGAAGGGAUCCCUUUUCAUAACGUCCUUCCUCCCGCUCACAUCGUAAGGGGCAGGCUGGCAAAGGUCCCUUUUUGUAAUAAAUCAUUUCUGCAAAACUCUUUGCUGUACCACGAGAGGCUGCGAGAUGGAAAAGCAAGUGACAAUAGUUAACAAAAUGUCUGUGUUUAGGUACAAAUAAAACUACAGAAGCAAACGAU
This is a messenger RNA of Alligator sinensis (Chinese alligator), 3883 nucleotides long. RefSeq names its product putative homeodomain transcription factor 1 (gene PHTF1). Gene Ontology annotation, cellular component: endoplasmic reticulum. NCBI's taxonomy places the organism in Eukaryota, Metazoa, Chordata, Crocodylia, Alligatoridae. The transcript has 16 exons. The record is from RefSeq and is a predicted model, not a curated record. The coding region runs from base 645 to 2891 and encodes 748 amino acids.